AACACGGAAGUAUUUUGAUGAAGGACACAACGGAACUGCGCGGUUCAGCUGUCGUAUUUUGAUGCAAACUUUAAAUUUAAUCCUCAAAUUUCACCGAUAUAUGCAAAUUGUAUUCAUUGAUCAUAAAAUAAGUUAGGAUUUAAAUAUUUGUUUUAAAACCACAUUUUUAUGUUUAUGCAGAUUAGCAAUUGAAGCAUUUUCUUUACGUGGGACCGUCAGUGUGACUACUGUGUGAGCCUCAAAGAAUGAAUGAAUGAAGAAAGAAUUCCAAAAAUAUAAUUAGUCUACUCUUACCACCAGGUAUAAAGGCAUGCUAGGCACUGUUUUUUUAAAGCAUGGCGUCAGAUUUGGCAAAUGCUGAUGUUCGACUAACGGUGGCCCAGAAUUUCCGGACACUCGCUUCAUCCACGGAUGAAAAAGACAUAAUCGCCGCUCUUCAGACGCUCCUCUCCUUUGUGAAUGAUGGACCAGGGACCACGGUCACCUCUGCUCAGAGGUCAGAGUUUAAUAAAGCUCACUACACUCGGACUCUCCAGUUUCUUGUGAGCAACAUCCAAGCAGACUGGCUAAAAAAGCUUUCAGGUGGACAGCGCGCAGAAUUAUGGGACAGCCUGUUUCUUAAAGGCCCUCCAGAACAGACCCUGCUUGUGUUGAUGGAAGCGAUAGGAGAGCUCAGACCUUCUGGAAGUUUGGACCGCAUUGUCAACAUCACUGAGAGGUUUCUUCAGAGCGGCCGCCUUGCUGACCUGCUGUGGUCCUACUGUCUGCAGACUUCUUUAUCAGACUCUGCCCAGCUCAGAGAGACUCUGUUAAGCCGUAUCUGCGCGCUCCCUGACCUGACAGCCAAUAAACUACACCCAAACAACAGACCGCUCUUUUCCCCUCAGCAGUAUUACCCACUGCUCGCCAAAGAGAUGCUCACUGCUCUGGAGCGGACCUGUCAAGCACUCAGAGAUGGCACAAACUGUUCAUUGAUGUUUGUGGCUCAAACCUUUGGAAAAGUUUGUAUCCAGGGCCACAGUGAUGCCAUCAUGGCGAGCAUGGCGCCUCAUCUUUCUGCCUGCACGUUCAACGACAUGGUGUGGCAGAGAGUUUGCUGGAAGCUCCUGGAGAACGUUCCUCAGCGAUGGAUGGAGAGUGUGCUUACUGGGCUGGUGCAGGCCGUCCAUGGACCUGACGCUUUGGGUAGGAUUAUUGGAAAUCUGGUCCUAACAAAUAAAACGGCUCAGUUCGUCAUUACGCAUAAAGUUUUGUUACUACAAUAUAAAUACAAGACCCAAGUGUUGAGAACUAUUCUCAGUUACCUCGCAGCAGACAGGGACCGAAGACCACUACUCAUCCAGGUGCUGCGGUCCUUGUCACAGGCCUGGGCAAACCCCAGUGCGAUAAAGCACACUCCUGUAGAGCAGCAGUUCUAUGUCAGUAAAGCUUUACUGCUGAGUGUGAGUCUGCUGAAGGAUUCUGAGCUGCAGGACCUCCGCUCAGAGUUACUCCAGUGCAUGCUGGGCGGCAUGCAGAGCCACCUGGACAGCAGUGUGGUGCGGAUCAGAAACAUGGGCAUGGUGGUGGGAGAGUGUCUGAGCUCCCGUAUGGACUUCGGUGGAAUCAAACUCAAAUUUGAGUAUGAGCAGGAUGAAGAAACCCGUGAGUUGCUGUUUCUUAUGAAUCCCGACCCGUGCGAAGAGUCGGAACCCGAGCCUGGAAUUGGAGUUUGUUCUUCAGAGGAAUCAGAUCCAUCUCCUCAGAAAGAAUCAUCACAACCUAAAUUAAAAACUGAUCCAGACUCAGAACUUGACAGUGAUGAUGACUUAACCCCAUAUGACAUGUCAGAAGAUGUAAAGAUGUCUAAGGCUUCCCAACCGCGCUACCUCCGGGACUGUCUGGAAAUUUUAUUGUCAUCUGCGGACCCAGAACGUGUGGAGCUCAGUUUAAUAGCGGCUGAAGGUUUGGUGCGGAAAAACAGCUUUGCAGCGAAGGAGAUCAGUGUCCAGAUGACCAAAGUGCUUCUUCACAUGGAGGACAAAUACAGCAUCGAUGGCUUCCUGAACCUCAGACAGGCAACGAUGGUGGCUCUCACAGUCACCGACUGCCUACCUGUUACUCAGUAUCUGACAAGUGAGUUUUACUCCUUGAACUACAGUCUUCGGCAGCGACUUGACAUUUUAGAGGUCCUUGCCUUAGCAGCCCAAGAGCUUUCUAAACCAGUUGCUGGUGACAAAACUCCGCUUGUAAACUCUGUGCCAUCCACUGAAAUAAGUCCUUAUCCAGGUGACAACCCUGUUCAUUGGAGACAAGUUGUGGAAAAACGAAUCCAAAGCAAAACAAAAUACAUCUCAAAGGGUGCUUCCCAACCUGCACCCAAGGGCACCCGCAGCCGUUACGCUGCCGUUGCUGGAUACUUCUUUUUUCCCCUGCUGAGAAAUUAUGACAAACCUCAGGUGACCUUUGACCUCCUGGGAAGCGACCACUUGGUACUGGGCAGGUUGAUCCACACCCUGGGCAUUUUUAUGCACCUAGCUGUUAAUGCACCGAUUGCUGCACAAAUGGGUUGUGCUUUACUAGACUUCAUUUGGACGGUCCGCUACCACACAGACCAGAUGGUGAGACGAGGGAUCCUUUUUGCUGUCUGUUCAGUAUUCCUGAGCAUGCCUAGUCAUAGCCUAUUGGUAGACCUCAGUGACCAGCUGUUUGAGACCAGGACUUGGCUUGCAGAUGUAGCUGAGAGCGAUCCUGAUGCAGACUGUCGUAGUUUAGCUGUGCAGAGUCUGGUGCUUCUGGACGAGAGUCUCAAAAAGCAGCUGCAAGGUUCAAAACAACCAAGUCUGGAUUCUUGAUCAUUUGAACAAUAAAGUCUAUGAAAUUUCAGCAAAA
Messenger RNA from Oryzias latipes (Japanese medaka), 2871 nucleotides. RefSeq names its product TEL2, telomere maintenance 2, homolog (S. cerevisiae) (gene telo2). Gene Ontology annotation, biological process: 'de novo' cotranslational protein folding. Gene Ontology annotation, cellular component: cytosol. Lineage: Eukaryota; Metazoa; Chordata; Actinopteri; Beloniformes; Adrianichthyidae. The record is from RefSeq and is a predicted model, not a curated record. Gene Ontology annotation, molecular function: Hsp90 protein binding; telomeric repeat DNA binding.